CUCGCUCCUUCCCACUUCUUGCCCAGACACUGGGCGGCGCCGCAGUGCUGGCAGAGAUGAGUGCCUCAGCGCGCCUGGUGCGUCUCCUCACCAAGAGGGAACACCUGCUGUGGGCUGAGAGGGUCAAGCCACACCUGCCUCACUGUGUUACGGUGCACAACAACCUGGUGCAGCACGGAAAGGGCCUGGUCUGUCAUGCCACCUUCUACGUGCUGCGGGACCGGCCACACUCAGUCACCGUACUGUUCAGGAAUGAGAUAAUCCCAAACACACAAUACAUCGGAGUGUUCUGCCUGAAGGAGGAAGUUGGCACUCUUGUAGAAGCCGUGAGGUCUUCACCCGUGAUUGACUGGGAGGACGCGAGGAGGACCGAUCUUCUCAUCCAUCACGUCCCUCCCUACGCUGCUGAGCCAUUGGUGGGGCUGAUGCAGGAAAAGGGAGUGAACAUGGGGUUAAAAACUCGCUUCAUCUUCACCUAUGACGCUCACCUGCACCCUUACACGAUCAGGGUACCGGCGGGCUUCCGUGUGUGCAGGCUGGGCAGAGCAGGCGUCCGUCACCUCCUGGAGAAUGCUAAGUACGGUGGAAUACCCCUGGACCUCAUGUACAGGAUGGCAGAGGGCGUGCCUUACAUAGGAGUGUACCAGGACCCAACCAGCACACAGGAGGCGACAGUAGACCCAGAGAACCUUCCUGUCGCUGGAGACGAGGAGAUACCAGUGGCUUGGAAUUGCUCGGGUCUCUCAGGAGAAAUGGCCAAACUGAUAAUAGACGAGAAGUUCAGGAGACGUGGGUUUGGAAAGCUGCUGACGGCGACGUUAGCGAGGCGACAAGCUGCCCUCCUUGGCUUUAUUCCUCAUUGUUUAGUUGAGGAGGACAAUUCUGCCUCUAAAGCAAUGGUAUAUAAUUCUCCUGGUUGGAGGAUGACACAUAAAUGUAUCCGGAUUACUAAAUGUCACGGUUCUUUUUAGCUGAGUCUUGGAGGCUGAGGACCUGCUAUCUUUAUGGUGGUCCUCGAGACUGUAACCUUUCCACCAGGGGCCAAUGGGAAUGAAAUGUGUGUGUGUGUGUGUGUGUGUGUGUGUGUGUGUGUGUGUGUGUGUGUGGUGUUUUCUGUGUUGUGAACCAGCGCCGUGUGGUAUUGCCGCCCUGGUGUAUAGAUAGAUGAAUUCUUUUAUAUAAAUGUAGACUAGGCAAGGGAAGGAGAAGGGCGCAGGAAGUUGUCUGUGGGCUUAACAGUGGUGGGGCUUAACAGUGUUGUUACGUCCCUCAAUUGUCAUAUUUGCUUAGUUCAAUAUAUUUGUUAAGAUAAGUGGUGAUAUUAUUCUGCUAUAUAUAAUUGUUGAUAUAUUUGUAGUAUGAUGAAUAUGAGGCUUUGUUGCAGUGAAGUCAUUUAACGUGCUUUUGGGGAAAUAGAUGCCUGUCUUUUAUGAACAGAGUGAAAGUGAAUCAAAGUGAACAUUACGAGUGAACAAUGAAUAAAUAACGUGAAGGAUAUAUACACUAACAUAACUGCAUUGUAUUUUCCAUUAGGUAUAUUUCUGGAAAUAGUAAAAAAAGUGAAAAAAUGGAACAUAAAACAUAAUGAAUAAAUUGUAUUCCACUUUU
Molecule: messenger RNA, 1608 nt
Organism: Scylla paramamosain (green mud crab)
Lineage: Eukaryota; Metazoa; Arthropoda; Malacostraca; Decapoda; Portunidae
Exons: 4
Coding region: 57-971 (304 amino acids)
Molecular function (GO): acyltransferase activity, transferring groups other than amino-acyl groups
Source: RefSeq, a predicted model, not a curated record